UUUUUUUGGGACAGGUCUCGGAAAUCUUCCACUCUUUCCUUGGCAGCGGGUUUAGAACAUCUCCGCACUUCUGAUUGGCAGGAGUUUAGAACACCUUUUUAUUGUUUUGGAUUUAGAGCAUCUUUGCACCUCUAAUUGGCAGGGGUUUAGAACAUCUUCACUCUUCAAGCAGAUGUCUUGACAGUUCAAAGUACUGAAAUUUGAAGGAUCUGCAACGUACCUAUGAUAGUGAUGCCGCAGCUUAACAUCAUACCUAGCAGGAUUAUCUAUUUCUUAACCAAUUGCACUUCCCCUAAUCACAUUUACCAAAUUCAAGCUCAAAUGAUGCUCCAAAACUAUCACUAUAACUCAACAAUUGCCUCCUACUUUAUAACUGCUUGCCAAUCUCUAAACCUCUUAAACACAGCCCACCAUGUCUUCCGCCGACUCUAUAAACCCCAUGUUUUCAUUUGCAACUCUCUCAUUAGAGCAUUUUGUCACUCCCAAACCCCUUACAUCCCUUAUUCAAUAUACACCCACAUGCUCAAAAACUCAAUUUUGCCUAAUAACCACACCUUUCCUUUUGUGCUCAAGUCUUUGUCUGACUUUAAGGAGUUUAGAAAAGGGCAGAUGAUGCAUACCCACGUUGUAGAAUUGGGUCAUGUUAAUGAUAUUUAUGUCCAAAAUUCGUUACUGAAUGUCUAUGCAUCGUGUGGUGAUAUAGACUUGUGUCGGAAAGUGUUUGAAGAAAUGACUCAAAGAGAUGUUGUGUCGUGGACUUCAUUGAUUACGGGCUAUAGAAUUGUUAAAAAGUAUGGUGACGCAUUGAUUGCUUUUGAGCAAAUGCAAUACGCAGGUGUGGAGCCUAGUUGUGCUACGAUGGUGAAUGCCUUGGCUGCGUGUGCAAAAUUCAGUGCCAUUGAAAUGGGUAUUUGGAUACAUGAUUUUAUGAAGAGGAGACGGUGGGAAUUAAAUGUAAAUUUGGGGACUGCGUUGGUUGAUAUGUAUGCAAGCUGUGGGAGGAUUGAAGAAGGGUUAAAAGUUUUCCAAGGCAUGAAAGAGAAGAAUGAAAUUACGUGGAAUGCGGUUAUUAAGGGGCUAGCUCUUGUUAAGAGCGGAGAGGAGGCAGUUUGGUGGUUCAAUCGAAUGGAGCAAGAAGGGUAUAAGGUCGAUGAUGUCACCUUGGUUAGCGUGCUUUGUGCUUGUAGCCACUCAGGUUUGGUAGAUAUUGGGCGAGAGAUUUUUAGUUCAUUGAUUGAUGGGAAGUAUGGAUUUCCACCAGGUGUGAAACAUUAUGCGUGCAUGAUUGACCUAUUUGCACGAGCUGGUUUUCUUAAAGAUGCUUUCAAGUUUAUAACAGAAAUGCCUUUUGAGCCUACUAAGUCUAUGUGGGGAUCGUUGCUUGCUGGAUGCAGAGAUCAGGGGAGUUUGGAAUUGAGUGAGUUUGUCACUAAGAAGCUUUUGGAAUUGGAGCCAGAUAAUGGUGCUUAUUAUGUUGUGUUAUCUAAUCUGUAUGCACAGAUGGGAAGAUGGAGUGAUGCUGAAAAGGUCCGGGAGUUGAUGAAAGUCAGGGGACUGAAGAAGGACCUAGGGUCUAGUUUUCUAGAGACAGGACCCCAGGAAAUUGUUUAUGAACUAUCGGAACAAUAAGUCUCAUUUCAUUUCCAUUCAGAGACAAAGUAAUAGGUUUUCUUUCAGUAGAGGAGUUUGUUUACAUUUAAUUGGCUAAUUAAGCGGACACCUACAGUUACUAUAAAGGGGUUAUGUUCUGUUUCUGCUUUCCCAGCAUCCAGCUGAUUGGUCAAUUUUGUUCUUUGUUACUGCCUAUAGGAAGCAUUGAAGCAUGUCCAUUUGUAUUUUGAAUUGAAGAAACCUAUUUCAACCUUUGAUCAAUUAUCAGCAUCAUCACUGCAAAAGGUACUCAUUUACAGAUAAUGAUUUGAAAUCUUUUGAUACUGAUAAGUUAUUUGUGCAUUUUGACCCAAAAUUAAGUGGGAACUAAUCACAUUCCCUCCGGUAAAGAAUGUGCAAUUUUUGUAGUUAUAUAAUCUGAAUUUCAGGGCAUGAUUGUGAAAUCUGAGAAAUAAAUGUCAAAUCACUUUGUCUUGCUUCCUAAAGAAAAAGAGGGGAACGAAGGAGGACCUGUUUUUGUGGUAGA
Molecule: messenger RNA, 2137 nt
Organism: Pistacia vera
Lineage: Eukaryota; Viridiplantae; Streptophyta; Magnoliopsida; Sapindales; Anacardiaceae
Product: pentatricopeptide repeat-containing protein At4g21065-like
Exons: 1
Coding region: 223-1629 (468 amino acids)
Biological process (GO): RNA modification
Molecular function (GO): RNA binding; protein binding
Source: RefSeq, a predicted model, not a curated record